Messenger RNA from Yarrowia lipolytica CLIB122, 1023 nucleotides. RefSeq lists its product as uncharacterized. Gene Ontology annotation, biological process: mitochondrion organization; phospholipid transport. Lineage: Eukaryota; Fungi; Ascomycota; Dipodascomycetes; Dipodascales. The record is from RefSeq and is a predicted model, not a curated record. Gene Ontology annotation, cellular component: ERMES complex. Gene Ontology annotation, molecular function: lipid binding.
AUGUCCAUCGAUCUAGACUGGGAUGGAAUGAUCAACAGUGAUGAGAUCGAUGUUGCCGAAUGGCUGCGCUCGCUUCUGGACAAGCAGUUCCAGCAGCUCGACCUGCCUCGGAACAUUCGGUCCGUGUCCAUCACCACUCUGAGUCUUGGAACGAUCCCUCCCGAGCUCGAAAUCAAGCACAUCAGCGACCCGUUCCCCGAGUUCUACGCGGAGGAAGAAGCGGCUGCCGACUCGCACUACUUGCCGCCGUUACACCCCCCGCAACAGCGCAGAUCGGCACCCAGCACCCCCCACAUCCACACAAACACAACCAACCCGAUUGAUCGAGGGAUAGCGUCAUAUUUCCACCCCCUUGGCAGUGCUCCGCUCAUGUCCGGGCUCAGAACGCCCCUUAACAUUCCCUCCUGGGCCACAAAUGGACACACACGAACCAGCAGUCGGCUGCCUCUCAACACGCCGAUUGAAGCCGAAAUAGUCGAGUCUGUGCGUGAAUCAACAGCCCCAAGGACGCCGGAGGAACGCGAACAACAACCGGUACCGGAGGACCGCGAAGACGAUCUUCAGGUGCUGUUUCGAGUCAAGUACACCGGUGAUAUCCGUAUCGGAGUCGAGGCUACUUUACGGCUAAACUAUCCCUCGGACGACGUAGUGUUGCUUCCCAUGAAACUCCAUCUGUCGCAUAUCAACAUCAACUCGCUGGCAAUAAUGGCAUACAUUAAAAAGUCCAUUUAUCUGAGUGUUAUUUGCGACCUGGACGACUCGGACCAUGCUGUGGCACGAACAGGAAGAGAACGACUCGAUAUCAUUCGUGACGUCAAGAUUGACAGCGAAAUUGGACACCAUGAUACGAAUGGAGCUGCCCUCAGAAACGUCGGCAAGGUGGACCGUUUCAUUGUUGACAAGAUUAGGUCGCUGCUCAAGGCUGAAAUCGCCUGGCCCUCAUGGAUCAAGGUCAGCAUGGAGGAUGAGGACAGUGACGAUGAAGAGGGAGAGGAAGAGGGGGAUCAAGAAGACGAACAUUAG